Molecule: messenger RNA, 546 nt
Organism: Zasmidium cellare ATCC 36951
Lineage: Eukaryota; Fungi; Ascomycota; Dothideomycetes; Mycosphaerellales; Mycosphaerellaceae
Exons: 2
Coding region: 1-546 (181 amino acids)
Source: RefSeq, a predicted model, not a curated record
AUGGCCGACAACAACUCCAAUGCCGCCCUGGCGUGGGCGUGGACCAUCGGCUGGUGGAUUUGCUAUCCUAUUGGCGUUGUGGUGUGGUACCUGGCUGUGGUGGUUUUGUUUAUACUGAAUCUGCUGUACCGACCUGUUGCCUUCUUGCUGCAGCCGUUCGUUUAUCUGGGCCGCUUCAUUCUGGCUUGUCUCGUAUUCCCGUUCACCCUCGCGGCGAGACUGGAGACAAUCUACAUCUACCUUGGCGUCGCUGCCAUCGUUGGACUCUUAGGUGGAUUGUUUAUGCGCGGCAUCUACAACACUGUCAAGUCGAUCCUCCAUCUCGAUGCUCGUCCAGAGCCAAAACUUCGCUCCGCAAAGCAGUACCGCGAAGAGAAGCGCAAGCAGAAGAUGAAGGUCGAAUUGCCUCCCCUCCUCUCCCCUGGCCAUUUGUCACCUGGACCACUUUCACCUGGCUACCUCAGCCUGUCGGACAGUGCCCGCAAAGGCAAGCAGAAGGGACUUCUUGCGCAGACUAUCAUGGAAGAAGAAGACUCCGACUUUUGA